This is a messenger RNA of Syngnathus acus (greater pipefish), 4926 nucleotides long. Its product is annotated as polycomb protein suz12-B-like. Lineage: Eukaryota; Metazoa; Chordata; Actinopteri; Syngnathiformes; Syngnathidae. The coding region runs from base 1806 to 3944 and encodes 712 amino acids. Gene Ontology annotation, molecular function: chromatin DNA binding. The record is from RefSeq and is a predicted model, not a curated record. Gene Ontology annotation, cellular component: ESC/E(Z) complex; nucleus. The transcript has 17 exons.
AGGGAAGGAAUGAGGUCAUGUGACAUACCGGAAGUAGCGUGACGCAGAGGUAGCGGCUUCGGACCGGGAAGUGAGCCGAUGUCCACCCCGACAAGUGUUCUCUUACCUGGACGAGUUGUGAUGUCUUGAACGCUCCUUGCUCAUCCCGUCGAUGGUGGGCAGGCUGCGUUACACUCUCGGGAAAAUCAGGUCGGCGGAUGCGACGACCCGUGUAACCGCCGUGCCUUUCCACAAUGCCGCUGGUGUUGGACGCGGUGUGGGCGCUGUGGAGCAUCACGGCAGGGAUCUAUGACUACUUCCACACCAGCGCCAUGGAGGAGAGGAUCCACACGCUGGAAAACGUGCUCUCCAUACACCAGUUUGUCAUCGUGGGCCUGUCAGCGAGUCUCAUCCUGCUCAUGACGUACAUUCUGUGGAGGAAGCACUGACGAGAUUGUAGAAGAUGGUGUGCCCACACUCGCCGCCACCAAAAGGCAAUGGAACGGACCAAAGUUGUUAUUUUGUGUGUUGUGUUUUGCUAAUCUUCACUUGUGUGACUAACUACUUGCCGUCCGAGGCUCUGAUGAGCUAUUCUCAAGCCGUACAAACUAAUACUGAGACAGAAAGUGCACUGAUUGUUUUUCUGGCUGCUUUAACCGCUAAUCAUCUAUCUGGCCACAUUCGAGGCAAGAUAGAAAAGUAAUGUCUGGUUAUUUUGAAAAGUUUGUUAUGGUUUAGAAAUGCAGCUUGACACACAUUUGACACACACAACAAGUGAGUGAAGAUGCAAAUUAUUGUCUAGUGUUUUCUUUUUUUUCUCUCUCUCUGUAGAGCGCAAUAGUUAUGUUCUGACAAACCACUAAUAUGGAUGGCCACUUUGAAAGGGAAUACGUUUGAAAAAUAAAAACGAAUUAAUUAUGAAUUAGGUUGUUUUCUUUUUGUAAUAUUUAAACCAAACUUGUAUGUAACCAGCAAUCACUGAUUUAAUUUGUUUAAAUGACAUUAUUCAAAAGGCAAACGCCUCCACCAAUCAAACGACAGCGUUACACACACAAGCGCGGUGAUUGGCUUGAGCACUCGGAAGGCGGGAUCUUUCAAUGCGUAUAAAAAGUGAGCGCGUCCUUGCCAACUUUGAUAAAGGUUGUGUCAUUUCACCCGGAUAAGGGCUAGGAAUUUACCGGCUGUCAAAAUAAAACCAAAAAGAGUUGGCUACAUAGCUGCAAAUUUUAGUCGUUUUCGUGAAAUUUUUGGAAGUAAAUAAACACACAAGAUAGCGUGGUGAUAGAAAUCAUACCCGUUUUGAAAAUACAAACAGCAUAACUUGUUUUGUUCUAUACUCGCGAUGCAUUAAGUUGGCAAAAAGCACUCAAUCGCGAUUUAAAGGAAUUUGUUGGAAAUUGUGGAAUUAUAUCGAAUUUAAAAUGCAUUAAACACGCUUGUUUGUGUUGUUUUAUUUAAUGGUCGUUUUCGUAUUUUGCUAUGACAAGGGCGGAGAGCCGCUCCGUGCUAGUCGGCUAGCCCGGCUAAGGAAAUUAGCUGCCGAGCGGCGGCGGCGUCUGGUUGCUGUCGUCACCCUCAUUUGGAGCCUCUCGGCCGGCUUUUCUAACUCCACCACGCCGAAGGGCCCUACCGGAGCCUCGCUUGGAUAUGUGAAUAAUAAUCAAAUAAAUCAAAAGCCCCUUUCCCAUCUUCGUUGAAUUGCCCGCGUCUCCUCUGCCGCUUUUUUUUAUGAGACGCCGCUCUUUCUUUUUUGACAAAGAAACCCGAGGCAAGUUUUGCUCUCUCCUGGCACGCAAAAGCCGAAAAAGCUUCCCUGGUUCCGGCGGAUGGCUCCACACAGGCACGGCCCCUCGGCUGGAGGCCACCCGAUGACUUCUGGCGGCGGGGCGAGGGCGAACGGGCUCUACCCGCCGUGCUCGUCUUCGUCCUCCGACGCCAAGAAGCCCAACAUGCAGCUCGUCCAAGCCGACCACGAGUUGUUCCUGCAGGCCUUCGAGAAACCAACCCAAAUCUACAGGUUCCUCCGCACCAGGAACUUGAUCGCUCCCAACUUCCUGCACAGGACUCUCACCUACAUGUCACACAGAAACUCCAGAAAGAAUGCCAAGAGGAAAAGCUCCAAGGUGGACAACCUGCUCUUCCGAGUGGAAAAGAUGCAAGGAGACCAGGAGACACGCGGCUUAGCGUCCAACCUGCAGCUCACCUUCACUGGCUUCUUCCACAAAUCAGGGCAACAGUCUCAGGAUUGCGAGAACGAGCAGACCUCUGUGUCUCUGGAAGUCCUUCUGGUCAAAGUCUGUCACAAGAAGAGGAAGGAUGUGAGCUGUCCGGUCAAGCAGGUCCCGGCUGGGAAGAAGCAGGUUCCUCUCAACCCGGACUUGAGUUCUGCCAGCGCGCCGGGACAUUCCGGAAACUUUCCGUCCCUGCUGGUCCCGAGCGGCGAGUUUGAAGCCAGCAACUCGCACAUGAUCAAGUCCUACUCGCUGCUUUUCAGAGUGUCGCAGCCCGGAUAUGAUCGCGGGCCGCCCCUCAACGGACUCGCAAACGGGGAGGCGCGGCGCCACUCAGAGUUAUCAGAGGAAGCAAUGGACAAGACGAGGCGGAGCUCCCCCCUCAGAAAUGACGGCGAGAGCAUGCUGGUGGCGCAGAUGAUGGUCUUUGAUAAAAACAGACGCCUGCAGCUGCUGGACGGCGACUACGAAGUUUCAAUGCAAGAAUUCACACAGCAGUGUCCUCUUAACAACAUGACAGCAACAUGGGAGACCAUACUAGACACAAAGCACAUGCCUCCACUGGAAGCGUUCUGUGACGGCCCGACUCUUCACUUCACUCUGCGUUGGACUAACGACAUCCGCGACGGUUCCACGGCUCCCGUGGCCAAACCUCUGGCCACGCGCAACUCGGAUGCCAACCAGGAGAGCAAAGCGGCACACGCGCUGAGGAACGCGCCGCACGCCACACACGCCGUGAAAGAAACGGUCAACUCGGACAAAGUCCACACCAGGACCAGAGAACAUGUCCCAGCAGAAGCUCGCCCCAAACUACGCAUCUUCUACCAGUUCCAGUACAACAACAACAGUCGGCAGCAGACGGAGGCCAGAGAUGACCUCCACUGUCCCUGGUGCACCCUCAACUGCAGGAAGCUCUAUAGUUUGCUCAAACACCUCAAACUGUCCCACUCGCGCUUUGUCUUCAACUACGUGCCUCACCCCAAGGGAGCCAAGAUCGAGGUGUCCAUCAACGAGAGCUACGACGGUUCCUACGCGGGGAACCCACAGGACGUCCACGGCCAGCCGGGUUUCGCCUUCAGCCGAAACGGACCCGUCAAAAGGGCGGCCGUCACCCACGUCCUGGUCUGCAGGCCCAAACGCAGCAAGCCGAGUCUGUCAGAGUUCUUGGAGUGCGAGGAUGGCGAGCGCCGGCGUCUGGGCUCCCACGUGAGCGGCCACAACAGACUCUACUUCAGGAGCGAUAGCUGCGUGCCCAGAGCGCCACAGGAGAUGGACGUGGACAGCGAGGAUGAGCGGGACCCCGACUGGCUCAAGGAGAAGACGGUCAAGCAAAUCGAAGACUUCACGGACGUGAACGAGGGCGAGAAGGAGAUCAUGAAGCUGUGGAACCUCCACGUCAUGAAACACGGCUUCAUCGCCGACCACCAGAUGAACGAGGCGUGCCUGCUCUUCACCGAACUGCACUGCGCUCACCUCGUCCAGCAAAACCUGCGUCGCAACUUCCUGCUGCACCUGGUCAGCAUGCACGACUUCAACCUGGUCACCACCAGAACCAUCGACCAGGCCAUGGGCCGACUCCAGACCACCGCCAGUGGGGGCAAACAUAAGGAGCAAGACGAGGCAGAGGAGGAAGAUGAAUGGGAGACAGCCCUGGAGUCUCAGAUGGAGACAGACCAGGAGCCAUCAGAGUCUGAAGACGCGAACAGGUGGCAGGAUAGUCAGGCCGCAGUUUGAAACUGACCAAUGACGGAACCCCAAUAGAACUUUGUGUUUGGAGCCGCCUUGGUGAGUUUGGCCAUCAAGACUUUGGAAUUCUGGAUGACAGACACACCAGAACGGCGUGUCUAGGAUCCUAGGAUUUGAGGACCGUCUCGACAUAGUAGAAAUCCAAAGCAGAAUUUUUUAAUUAUGGAUCAGAGAGACACCAAAACAGCCUUGUUUUCCAGUUUAUCUGAAAUAUUGAGGACUUUGUCCAUGUUAGCAGAAACCCCAAAAUGAACUUUCGGGUUUUAAAUCUUUAAUCAAUUUUUGGGGACUUUCAGUUGGUGACUAAAAAAUUGGGAAUCACACAGAAUAUCAUGUUUUUCCCUUCUUGCUACCCCAAAACAUGGAACCUUUCCAUGUUCCUGAUGUUUGGUGUAAAUGUAAACGGACCAACAAGUGUGGGGUGACCAGAAACCUCAAACUAGAUUUUUUUUGUUUCAAGAGGUAAAUCAACUUUUAGCACUCAAAGAUCGAGUCUGAAUCUAGAAGAGAUUAGACCAUCAUUAUUUCAUGUUUGAUUGACAAGUAAUGAUCAAGAAUUUGCUUUGUUACCUCUGAGCCGAUGUUGCCUUUUGCCAAACAUAAACAAUCUUUAGUGGUUUGAAUGAUCAGCAGAAAAAUGAAAGUCCAAAAUCAAAAGUGAAGCCAGCACAGAGCAGACGUGCCUUAAUGUUGCAUUCUUCCAGAACCCAGCAGGGGGAAAUACCCCAUACGUACUAUUAAAUAGAACAAGGGUUACAAUUUGCUUUUUUUUUUUUUUCCCACGGAGCAAAAAAAAAAAAAAAAAAAUACGUGGUUGUCCACGUUUCAAUUAAACAACCAAAACCGGACUCCUUUGACACCAUGCAUGUGUUAGCUUAGCAUGGGAAGCAACCAAGCGGUAACAAAACAAAAUGUGGCAGUGGCCUGCAAUCAAUUUUUGGUUUUCUAUUAAAAAGAGAGCACAUUUUUA